Messenger RNA from Cicer arietinum (chickpea), 1045 nucleotides. RefSeq lists its product as uncharacterized. Gene Ontology annotation, biological process: vesicle-mediated transport. Gene Ontology annotation, cellular component: membrane. The record is from RefSeq and is a predicted model, not a curated record. NCBI's taxonomy places the organism in Eukaryota, Viridiplantae, Streptophyta, Magnoliopsida, Fabales, Fabaceae.
AAAACCCGGUUUUUUGUUUUGUCAGUUUUAGUUUAGCUUUUCGGUUCGUUUGUUGCGACUUCUCAAGUGAUUGAUUCAGUUGCAAUCGCUCUCACGAAAAUGCGCUAGAUUUUGAUUCUCCAUUUCUUCGAUCAUUCCAUUGAAUUUCACACUUUCAAAUCAACUUCUCAACGUCGUUUUCCUGGCACUGGUGAGAGAUAGUCAGAUAUCCUCUUCUUACAAAUAAUGUGGAAAAUCAGUAGGUCUUUAUUAGAAGACAAUGAAGAGCAAGAGGAGAGCUUGUUGGGUGGUGACUCAGGUGGCCUAUGCUCCCUCUCUACAACACAGAGACUUUAUGGAUUUGCUGCUUGUUUGGUUGCUGGUCUAGCUUGCAUGAUACUGUCUAUGAUUGUUUUUGCCAAACCCAUCAAAUUUGCAGUAUUGUUCACCUUUGGCAACCUGUUAGCAGUUGGAAGUACAGCCUUUCUUCUUGGACCAGCACAACAAAUGGAAAUUAUGUUUGACCCUGUUCGUGUUUUUGCAACAGCCAUUUACCUUGGAUGUGUGGUUAUAGCACUUAUUUGUGCUCUCUUGAUCCAUAGCAAGGUGUUGACGCUAAUUGCAAUCAUAAUUGAGAUCGGUGCCCUCAUUUGGUACAGCCUGAGUUAUAUCCCUUUUGCUCGAAGAAUGGUUUCCGAGUUGAUGAUUAGAUUAUGUGAUACAGAGCUCUAAACCACGAGAAAAAAAAAUAGAUGUCUCGUUUGGUGUGGUCUAUAGUUAGAUAUGUUUGGCGUUUGGUUUUUGUGGACUGAUUUGUGGUGAAGUUGGCAUUGCUGAUUUUGAUCAUGAAGUUAAGAUAUCAGCUUUUUUGUGUGCCCAUGAAGCUUCUUGUUGGCCUUCAUUUGGAAUUUUUCUUCCAUGCCCCUAUUCUUUUCCUUUCACUUAAAAUAGAUAAUGGGUUGAAAUUUUGUUUACACAAAGUUGUUGUAAAGGAUACAAAGAAGUUUAUUUUUUCAUUUUUUGAAAUGUUGCUUUUACUAAGUUCAUUUUUUCUUCGUUUUGGUUA